AUGGCUCGAUUAUACGAUGCAAUCGAACCGGAAGUUGUAUCAAUGGAUAUGCUUCAAAAUGCUGUUGAAUCAUUACGAGCUGAUGGAGACAAUCAAGUUGUACCAAAAGAAGAUAAAUUAGAUUAUAGUGCUGUGAAUUCACUUCGUUUAGAUUUUCGAAGUAUUCUUCGAAUGGAAAAUCUUUGGCUAUUUAGUAAUUUGACAAAACUCCAAAUGGAUAAUAAUAUAAUUGAACGUAUUGAAGGACUUGAUACAUUACAGAAAUUAACUUGGUUAGAUCUUUCAUUUAAUAAUAUAACAAAUAUUGAAGGUUUAGAUACUUUAACUGAAUUAACUGAUUUAUCAUUAUAUAAUAAUCGAAUAACAAAUAUUGAAAAUAUGGAUACACUUAAAAAACUCAAUGUGUUUUCUAUUGGAAACAAUCAAGUCGACGACGAAAAUAGCAUUCGUUAUUUACGUCGUUUUGAUAAUCUUCGAACUGUUUGUCUUCGUGGUAAUCCAUUUGCAUCUAAGCCAGAUUAUUAUACAUUUACAAUUGCUCAUUUACCACAAAUACAUUUUCUUGAUUAUAAACUUAUUGAUGAAGCACCUAGAGAAGAAGCAUUGAAAAAAUAUGAAAUUCAAAUUCAACAAUUAAUAACAACUGAAGAUCAAGAUCGAGAAAAAGAUAAAAAAUCUGAUGAUAAAAAGAAACAACAUCAAUUACAUAAAGAAGCUUUUGUUGAAAAUAUGGAUCAAAAUCAACUAUUUACAGCAAUGUUUAAAGACGACUCUGAAGGACAAAAAUUACUUCUUGUACCCGGUGCUGAUGAACUAGUAGCACAAAUUGAAGAAAAAUUUGUUGCUAUUGUUCAUACAAUGUUUGAAUUUGGUUUAAAAGAAAAAGAAACACGAGAUAAAGAAAUUGAUGAUUUUUGGAUAUGUGUUAAUGAAGCAAAAGAUGAAAAUACACGUCGAGCAGCAGUAAUUGUUGAUGAAUUUAAAGAAUAUAGAACACAAUUAUUUGCAAAAGAAGAUCUUGAACAACAAGGUGUAUCAUCAGCAGUUGCAGCUGAAUAUGAUGACGCUUUAACAAAUCUUCGUAAUAAAUUAAUGGCAUUAGAAAUUGCACUUGUCGAUCAAUUAGAAGAAACAAUUCAAACAUUUGAACGAAAUUUAGGUGAAAUGGUUUCAAAUUUUACAGAAUCUAUGCGUGCAAAUUUUGGUUUAUUACGAGAAUUACAAGCAUUUUUCAAUGAAUCUAUUAUUAAUCUAUGUGUAGCAGCUGUUGAACGGUAUAUGAAAGGUGAACUCGAUGAUGAAUUUCCUGAUGAAACACGAGAUUUAUUUGCUGAUAAAGAUACAAUAUUGAAUGCUUGUCAAACAUCCGAUGAAAUUCAUCGAUCAAAACUCGAUCAACGUGAAGAUGAAAUGUUUUCACGUAUAUCAAAUUGGUUAACAACAAUGGUGGAUAAUAUUCAUGAAGAUGAAGAAUAUAACCGAAAUCGUAAACGUAUUAUUGAAAUUAGUCGUCUUAUUGAUUAUUUACGAGCGGAUAUUGAAGACAUGUAA
Adineta steineri is the source of this 1551-nucleotide messenger RNA. The record is from the annotation of a GenBank genome assembly. Lineage: Eukaryota; Metazoa; Rotifera; Eurotatoria; Adinetida; Adinetidae.